AUGCCUACAAUGUCAAACCCCUUUGCGACUUUCCUCAUCAUCGGACCGACGUGCUUCUUCUUGGGAGUCCUUUUCGCAUCGUUCCCUUACGACUACAAUGUACUGUGGACUACACCCCCGAACCUCAUUCCUGGAGUAGAUGCGCGCGCGCCUUACUACCAGAUGCUGGAGGAUCAUCUCAAGUUCAUCCACGCAUCCCCACCUCUCAUCUCGCGCAUCCUCCACAUUGUCAUUGCAACCGGUCUCUUAGGCUUCAUCACCAAGCUCUACAAGCCUUCCGAGGCCAACCUUCUCUUCGACGGUGCCAGUCUUGUUUUGUACAUGUGCGGUGUCACUGUCUACAUUGCCAAUAUUGUCAAGGGCAUGCGCGUCGUCACUUCUGGCAUCUAUGGUAACCCCGCUCUCACCGAAGGCCAGGUUGACGAUUCUGGUGACUACCUCUCAAGGGAAGAUUCGCUCAAGGUUCUGGCUGCUAGCGAUACCAUCUUGGCUCUUUUGCUUGUUGGUGUCUUGAUCCUGCAGGCUGGCCAGUGGUACGCCAACAAGAAGGAGGCUGACGAGAUUGAGGAGAUGGACAAGAAGCAUGACACGAAGAAGGCUCUGCAAAAGGAGAAGAAGAAGCAAUGA
Aureobasidium subglaciale EXF-2481 is the source of this 627-nucleotide messenger RNA. RefSeq lists its product as uncharacterized. Gene Ontology annotation, cellular component: endoplasmic reticulum membrane. Gene Ontology annotation, biological process: endoplasmic reticulum to Golgi vesicle-mediated transport. Lineage: Eukaryota; Fungi; Ascomycota; Dothideomycetes; Dothideales; Saccotheciaceae. The record is from RefSeq and is a predicted model, not a curated record. Bases 1 to 627 code for a protein of 208 amino acids. The transcript is spliced from 2 exons.